Messenger RNA from Labrus mixtus (cuckoo wrasse), 2058 nucleotides. Its product is annotated as dachshund homolog 2-like. The record is from RefSeq and is a predicted model, not a curated record. Bases 142 to 1902 code for a protein of 586 amino acids. The transcript has 12 exons. Lineage: Eukaryota; Metazoa; Chordata; Actinopteri; Labriformes; Labridae.
CGCGUUCAGUCCGAGUGGCGGGAACAGAGAGAGGAAGACUGAAGGAAACUCUCUGAAGAGAUAAAAACAAAACGAAAGAUAAAUAAUCAGACUGAGAAAGUGACACAUCUUCUUUUUCUUCUUCUCUGGUUUUUGCUCUCCAUGGCGGGCUCCUCUACCACCCCUCUGUCCCGGACCUCCACCCCUCCCACCGACCCCCUCUUCCACUCAGACCCGCCUUACAGCGCUCCCAACCUGGCCGGCUCCCCGCGCCUCCCCGCCGCCCGCCUGUCCGGAGCCUUCGUGAGCGGCAGAGUCCCGCUCGGUGUGAACGGGACGAGCGGCGGCGGUGGAGGCGGCGGAGCGGCUGGCCCGCACACCGAGUGUAAGAUGGUAGAGGUCCACGGCGUGAAGGUGGCGUCGUUCACGGUGAGCGGCGUGGAGCUCAUCUGCCUGCCUCAGGUGUUCGAGCUGUUCCUGAAGCACCUGGUGGGCGGCCUGCACACCGUAUACACCAAGCUGAAGCGGCUCGACAUCUGCCCGGUGGUCUGCACCGUGGAGCAGGUGCGCGUCCUGCGUGGGCUCGGAGCUAUCCAGCCCGGAGUGAACCGCUGCAAGCUUAUCACCAGGGCCGACUUCGAGACGCUGUACCGGGACUGCACCAACGCCAGUUCUCGCCCCGGUCGUCCUCCGAAGAGGACGCUGGGCGUGGCCACAAUGACUGACGGCUCCAGACUCCUUCCACAUGGUCUGAUAAGCCCCGCCCUGCUGUCACAAACAGGUCUGACGGCGGCAGCGAUGGCUGAGGCUCUGAAGCUGCAGAAAGUGAGGAUGAUGAUGGGUUUCCAUGGCAACAACGAUCAUCAGCGACAUCACAAUGGGGUGGAGUCAGAGAACGGCGACACACUAGGAGGCAGUGAAGCAUCAUGGGAGAAGGAGCAGCACCUCCUCUCUCCUCCUCCGUCUUCGGUGGCGCCGCCUCCUGAUUCAGCAUCGCUUCACCUCAACACUCUGCAGCAACACGGCGCACUAUUGGCCAACCGUCUGUCUGACCUUCCUUUUAUGGUCAUGCCCCACCACCUCCUCCCUGUGGGCCUGCCCCCUGCCAGUGUUGCCAUGGCGAUGAACCAAAUGAGUCAGCUGAGUGGUUUCGCAAACUUGGCCGCCAUGUCCCAGUUUCAGAGAGAAGAAACCAAAUUGACUGAUACUCCCCCAGGAAGCCCCUUCGCAUGCCCCUCCCCCAGUGAUGACGAGCUCCUUCCCCUGGAACCAACCAGCCAAUCACCUUCCAAGGCAUCUUCAUCCUCCUCAUCAUCACCUCUUCCUGCAGCACACACACCAGAGCUAGACAGGGAGCCUGCAGAGAACAACAUGGCGGAGAUGUUGAAGGAAAAAGAUGGAGCUCUGUUGCCCUUCCCCCUUAUCAAAACGGCUUGUGAGAAGCUUCCAUUCACCUCUCAGUCACUGUCAAUCAACCAUGCAAACCCCGCCCUCACUCCAUUCCUAUUGGCUGAGGGCCUGUCGUCCAUGGAGACACUGCUGACCAACAUUCAGGGUCUCCUGAAGGUGGCAGUGCAGAGCGCUCGCUCUCAAGACAAACAGAACCAGACGGAAAGAAAGGAGUUAAAACUGGAGCUGGAGAGAGAGAGGGGCGUUCGACAGACUCUACAGAGACGGCUGAGCUCCGAGCUACAGACACGAGCUUCCAUCCAGAGGAGGCUGAAGAAGGAGAAGAAGGCCAAGAGGAGACUGCAGGAGGCGCUAGACUUUGAGUCGAGGAGGAGGGAGCAGGUGGAGAGAGUGCUGCAUCACUCCGACCCCCUCACAGACGCAGAACUUCCUGAGAACGAGCCGGAAAACAGACCAGAGAACUCGACAGCUCAGGAGAAGCGACCAUUCAUCAAACCUCCGAUCCUCUUCUGAGACAUCACAGCUGUCAGGAGGAGCGAGGGAGGAGGAGGAAGGAAGGAACCUAGGAGAAGGAGGGAGGAGAACAAGGGGAGGAGGAGGACAAAGGAAGGAGGAGGAACAUGGAUUGAGGGAGGAGGACGGAGGGAGGAGGAGGACCAAGGGAGGAGG